GAAGGGCUGGAGUGGGAGCCGUGCAAGGGAGGCCAGCCCGUCCGCGACAAGCUGGCUGCUGUUCUGUGGCCAUGGCUGUAAAAGACCCCACAGCUGUAGAAAGAGCAAAUUUGCUGAACAUGGCUAAAUUGAGUAUCAAAGGACUGAUUGAAUCAGCUUUGAGCUUUGGCCGUACUCUGGAUUCUGACUAUCCACCUUUGCAACAGUUCUUUGUCGUUAUGGAGCACUGCCUUAAACAUGGUCUUAAAGUAAGAAAAUCUUUUCUAAGUUACAAUAAAACAAUCUGGGGCCCACUGGAACUUGUGGAGAAGUUGUACCCAGAAGCUGAGGAGAUAGCAGCUAGUGUCAGAGAUUUACCUGGCCUCAAAACACCAUUGGGCCGUGCCCGGGCGUGGUUACGAUUGGCAUUAAUGCAAAAAAAAAUGGCUGAUUAUCUACGCUGUUUAAUCAUUCAAAGAGAUCUCCUCAGUGAAUUUUAUGAAUAUCAUGCACUGAUGAUGGAAGAAGAAGGAGCAGUUAUUGUUGGGCUCUUGGUUGGGUUAAAUGUGAUAGAUGCUAACCUGUGUGUAAAGGGAGAAGACUUAGAUUCACAAGUUGGUGUGAUUGAUUUCUCUAUGUAUUUAAAGAAUGAAGAUGAUAUUGGGAGUAAAGAAAGAAAUGUCCAGAUUGCUGCAAUUUUGGACCAAAAGAAUUAUGUAGAGGAACUGAACAGACAACUAAAUAGCACAGUCAGCAGCCUUCAUACAAGAGUUGAUUCAUUAGAGAAGUCAAACACUAAACUAAUUGAAGAGUUAGCAAUAGCAAAAAACAAUAUAAUUAAACUUCAGGAAGAAAAUCAUCAGUUAAGAAGUGAAAACACAAUUAUUUUAAUGAAAACACAGCAUCACCUAGAGGUAACCAAAGUGGAUGUUGAGGCAGAGCUUCAAACAUACAGACACUCGAGACAGGGUCUGGAUGAAAUGUACAAUGAAGCACGCAGACAACUUCGAGAAGAAUCACAGUUACGACAAGAUAUAGAGAAUGAGCUAAUGGUCCAAGUUAGUAUGAAACAUGAGAUAGAACUUGCAAUGAAGUUGUUGGAGAAAGACAUUCAUGAGAAACAAGACACCCUCAUAGGCCUUCGACAACAGCUAGAUGAAGUUAAAGCAAUUAACAUAGAAAUGUACCAAAAGCUGCAGGUUUCUGAAGAUGCCAUGAAAGAAAAGAAUGAAAUAAUUGGUCGACUAGAGGAUAAGACCAAUCAAAUUACUGCAACUAUGAAACAAUUGGAACAAAGAUUGCAGCAAGCAGAGAAGUCUCAAGUGGAAGCUGAGAAUGAGGACAAGAAAUUCAAACAAGACUGUAUGAGUAAAUCUGAAAACCUGCAGAAAGAAAUCUCCCGAAAAGAGAAGCAGCUUGUUCAACUGGAAACAGAUUUGAAGAUAGAAAAGGAAUGGAGACAAACCCUGGAAGAUGAUCUGCAAAAGGAAAAAGAAACUUUAUCUCAUCUGAGAGUAGAGACCCAACAAAUAAUUUGUCUUAAAAAAGAAUUCCUUAAACUACAGGACAAAAAUAGGCAGUUGAAAAAGAUAUGUCAUGACCAAGAAGAAGCUCUCCAAGAACUGGCCUGCAAGCUUAGCGAAUCAAAGCUUAAAAUAGAAGAUAUAAAAGAAGCAAACAAAGCAUUACAGGGACAGGUUUGGCUGAAAGACAAAGAAGCUACACACUGCAAGUUAUGUGAAAAGGAAUUUUCUCUUUCCAAAAGGAAGCAUCAUUGUAGAAACUGUGGUGAAAUUUUCUGUAAUGCCUGUUCUGACAACGAACUGCCUCUACCAUCCUCGCCAAAGCCUGUACGAGUCUGUGAUUCCUGCCAUGCGUUUCUUAUACAGAGAUGCUCUUCUAACAUGCCAUAAAAUUCCUCUACAAAAUAUUUAUGAACUAUUGCUAUUUAACAUAUUAUAUAAAAAGAUAUAAUGUAAAGUAUUAACAUGUAUAUUCCUGGAAUACAGGUAUGUGGUUUAGUUUUGGAUUUUCAAAACAUACUAAGGCCUGAUCUACACUACAAAGUUAGGUUGAUGUAAGCCACCUUGUGUUUACCUAGUUGUGCAUGUGUCUACACUUAGGGCAGGUCUUCACUAUGGGGGGGGGGUCGAUUUAAGAUACGCAAAUUCAGCUACGUGAAUAGCGUAGCUGAAUUUGACGUAUCGCAGCCGACUUACCCCGCUGUAGGGACGGCGGCAAAAUCAACCUCUGCGGCUUCCCGUCGACGGCGCUUACUCCCACCUCCGCUGGUGGAGUAAGAGCGUCGAUUCGGAGAUCGAUUGUCGCGUCCCAUAAAUCGAUCCCCGAGAGGUCGAUUUCUACCCGCCGAUUCAGGCAGGUAGUGUAGACCUAGCCUUAGUCUCCUACUGAUGUAAGCGGCCUGUUAUGCUGACGUAGUAACACCACCUUCCCAAGUAGCGUUGAGCCAUGGUCAAUGCAUCAUGAGUGUAGAUGCUGCGUUGCCCAUGUUGACUCUAACAGUCCUCCUGCAGCUGUCCCAUAAUGCCCAACACUGACCGCUCUGGUUUGUUGUGUAGACGUGGCCUAAGGGAGUUAGAUAUCCAGCUCCUAUUGAAACUUAAUGAGAAACGGGUGUCUAGCAUCGUUGCGGUCCUUUACAGAUCCUAGCCUUUAAUAUUUGAUUCUGUUUGUUGCACUCAACAGGCAGCAAAGGAAUAAAAGGUUUUAUAUAGUUUUAAUGGAGAGAGUAUUUCAUAUUGAAGUUUUUCUUCAACAGAGUUCAUGUAAUAGUAUUUAAAAGACAUUGAACAAAAGUUUGACAGGAACCUAUUACCUUUUCUACCCAAACACAGACAGUGGGAAUUUGAAUAAACGUGCAGGCUAAUUAAACAAUUUUGUAAAAUAUAUUAAAUCAAUCUUGUUUAAUUAAGCAUAAGUAUUUACAUAGUUAACAUUUCCCUUAUUUUUAGUUAUCUACUUAUUUAAAAAAAACUGGGCUACUAUUUUAGGAGAAAAUAUACCCUUAUAAUGGCCAAAAUUACUCUCAGGCCUGGUCCACACUAACCCCCCACUUCGGACUAAGGUACGCAAAUUCAGCUAUGUUAAUAACAUAGCUGAAUUUGAAGUACCUUAGUCCGAACUUACCACGGGUCCAGACGCGGCAGGGAGGCUCCCCCGUCGAUGCCACGUACUCCUCUUGCCGAGCUGGAGUACUGACGUCGACGGCGAGCACUUCCGGGAUCGAUCCCAGAACAUCGAUUGCCUGCCACCGGACCCGGAGGUAAGUGUAGACGUACCCUCAGAUAUAUGCAAACAACUUCCAUUGAUGUCAACGGAAGUUCCAUAUGCAUAUCUGAGGACAGAAUUUUAAAUUUAGAUUAGUCAUAAGUGUACAUUAUGUAUUUGCCAUAUUACAUUAGAAAAAAAUCACUGCUUCACACUCAAAACACUGUUUCAUUAUUGUGCCUGUUUUUUAAUACUUUUGAUCUUCAGAUUUCUGAGAUAAACGGGAAUAUGUUAAUUACAUUGAAAAAUCGUCUUUAGGAGGAAAUGAUUCCAUAAAUGUAAAUUAAAUAUAUUUUGUGCUCUUUUAGGUCAUAUUCCAACUGAGGCACUACAGUAAAGUUUUUCUUUUCAUAAUGUUUACAGGAUACAAAAAUGUUUUAUUUACUUUUAAUUAUUCAGUGGCGAAAAAAGGAAAAAUCCAUAUUUUUUUUUAGCAGUAUUCUAUCUGGUUUUUAACAUUUCAUCCCCUAGUUUACAUUAUAAUACUUUAUUUAGAGGCUUAAUAUUGAGUUAGUGCAUAAACAUCUUUCUGUUCCUGCUACCAACUGCAGAAUAUGUUUACAUCAAGAUAAAAUGCUUUAAAAGCUAAACGUUUCAAUAAAAUAUACACUAAUCGUGGUCUAACUGCAAAUUUCAGUAGUGAGUUAGUAAAAUGUUUUAGUCAAUCAACUUCCAGGAGUGAUUCCAUUUAGUUGAAAAAUAUUAAAUGAAGGAGCAACUGAAUUACGAGGCUAUAACUCUUUAAUAUUAAAGGUUUUAAAGUCCAGUAUUACUACUUGUUUAAAAGAAGCCUAUCUAAAUAAAUGAGAGAGAAUAGAGUUGUAAGGCUAUGUCUACACUACCGUUGGUUUGACAGUGCUGCAGUCGAUGCACCUGGGGAGCGAUUUAGUGCGUCUAGUGAAGACCCGCUAAAUCAACGGCAGAGUGCUCUCUGGUUGACUCUGGUAGUCCACCGGGAACAAGAGGAGUAAGGUAAGUCGACGGGAGACUGUCUCCUGUCGAUGCAAUGCGGUGUAGACACCACAGUAAGUCAACCUACGCUACAUCGACUCUAGCUAUGUUAUUCACACGGCUGGAAUAGCGUAACCUAGGUAACUUACUGCAGUAGUGUAGACAUAGCCCAAUACUAAGCAGGACGUGUCUUGUGUUAAUAGGUUGAUCAUCUGUUUUAGCUGCCACCUGGCAGCAACAACUAUAAUUAGGUUGCAUAAUAUCUUCUGUUCUAACUCCCUGUUUUCACUGUUGUAACUUUUUCAUACUCACCUUUUGAACUAAAAUUUUCCAGACUUGAUAUCUGCUUAAAAUGAAUUUUGUUAUGGAAACUUUUUGAGCAGGAACAGUUUGGCCUGUUUUCACUAUGAGGAUAGUGGAGGUGGGGAAAUACUUUUUCAAUUUAGAAGAAAAAUUGCAAGGUUUUUUCAGGUGAGAAAGGUGAAAUAUGGAAAGGAAAUAGUCAUAAUUGAAGCUGUACACAACAUUGUUCUGGAGCAAAUUGGGUUUGAUUUGACCAAAUGAGUGUUUGAAAAAUCACUAGCCCCUUCCUUUAGACUUAGGCAUUCUCCAUUAGGGGAAGGCUCUGGCUGAUGAGAUGCUGUGCUCCUGAGGAGCUUAAGAACUUCACCAGCCCAGAGCUUUGUGUAGCUGCAGUGUUAAUAGGGUGUAGAGGCGACGGCUCCUCCUGUUCCCUCUGUGGGCUUGACUAGUGUUUUGUAUAGGCAAGCUGACCUGGACUACAUACACAACACUCCUUAGACUGCAUUUCUACUUUGACAAGUAGCUCUGUGACAAUGGUAUGUAAUUAGUCUGUAUCAAUGCAUACAAACAAAGGGGAGAAUUAGGGUUGAAUGUGAACCCUUAAUUUUGUCAUAUCCUGAUAUUUGUUUGAGUGCUUAACCAUGGGACCUUAAUGCUUUUUUGUAUGCUUUGUGUGUGCAGUUCUUAUAGCACUAAGACCCUUUCCUUGAUUUUUCAGAACUUCAAAUUUGAUAAUUAGAAACUUCUUUGAAUCUAAUAGAGAAGUUUCUGUUCUGAUCUUACCUAAGGUAGAGUGGAUAUCUUGAGUUGUGUGAAAACAGAGUCUAUUCUGGGAGCAAUAUAAAGAGGUGAGAUCUGAACUGUCAACAUUUUUAAAUUUACAGUAACCAUUUCUAGACAGAAAAAUGUAGUGCAUUGUCUAGGUUUGGAUUUGUACAUUUGCACUGAUAGUAAAGUAUUUGUACAAUAGAAAUUCUUAGAGGAGUAUUGUUUUGGUAUUAGGAAGAGCAGCACUAAACUGGAUUUAUUGAUAAUCAUCAGAAUAUUUUUUUAAAAAAAUUGGUCUCUUUGUUACAAAGAGUCUUUACAGUCAAUAGGCCAGAUUCUCCAGCAUGUUAUAGCCCUUUCGCAUCAGUCUACCAAUGCCAAGGCUCAAUAAACCAUACGGCCAGUAUAAUGGGCUGUAUGACAGCCCUCAACCUAGGGAGUGUGACCAAAGCACCCUAACUCUGUCAUUCUCUGUCUGAACAGUCCAGGGCUUUGCACUCACUUACACCAAAGUGAAGGGUAUACUACAUCAAAGACAGAUGUAGCACUGGGAUCAGGGAGCUGGUAACAGUUCUUGCUGACACGCCUCCUUAGCUUUGUCGGUCAUCUAUUUGAGAAUCUGUCUCUAGUACAGGGAUGGGCAAACUUUUUGGGCCGAGGGCCACAUCUGGGUGGGGAAAUUGU
Molecule: messenger RNA, 5973 nt
Organism: Malaclemys terrapin pileata
Lineage: Eukaryota; Metazoa; Chordata; Testudines; Emydidae
Gene: RUFY2
Product: RUN and FYVE domain containing 2
Exons: 18
Coding region: 72-1892 (606 amino acids)
Cellular component (GO): cytoplasm
Molecular function (GO): metal ion binding
Source: RefSeq, a predicted model, not a curated record